Messenger RNA from Morone saxatilis (striped sea-bass), 2559 nucleotides. Its product is annotated as DNA repair protein XRCC4-like. Gene Ontology annotation, biological process: double-strand break repair via nonhomologous end joining; response to X-ray; positive regulation of ligase activity. Gene Ontology annotation, molecular function: DNA binding. Bases 145 to 1044 code for a protein of 299 amino acids. Gene Ontology annotation, cellular component: DNA-dependent protein kinase-DNA ligase 4 complex; nucleus; DNA ligase IV complex. The record is from RefSeq and is a predicted model, not a curated record. The transcript has 8 exons. NCBI's taxonomy places the organism in Eukaryota, Metazoa, Chordata, Actinopteri, Moronidae.
CGAGAGUUGAAGGUUGAAACUUCUGUCAAAACUGUCAACAGAGAAAGAGAGAGAGAGAGAGAGAGAGAAAGCAGCAUCGAUUACAGUUUCAUUCAAACAUUGCUUCGUGUGGACAUCGCAGUAGUUAGCGCAUGCAUUACCGUCAUGACUGGUACAGUCCGACAGAUCACUGUAACUUCUGAUCCAGACACCCCCUACUUCCUGCAAGUGGACUGGGCCGUAGACCUGGGUGCUGGGUUCACAUUAGCUCUCACCGAUGGCAACUCAGCAUGGAUCGGAGAAGUGUCAGAAGAUGAGGUGACAAGAGAAGCCAAUGAUAUGGGAGUCACAACAGAAAGAUAUGUUGAGGAUCUUCUUCAAGCAUUAACGGGAUGUGAAGGAAGACGAGGGGGAGGAAGGAGAGGAGGCGACAAAGAGGUGUAUUCUUUCCACUUCACUCCAGAUCACUGUCAUCUCUCGUAUCAGAAGAUAUGUAAUGACAUCUCGGUGCACUUGGGUUCUGUGGAGCUCCAGCCAGCUCCAGACCCUCUACAGCUUAACCGGGAGAUGAUUGGCCAGUCCCUAAAGCACAGUACUGAUCUGGAGUCAGACAACUGCAAGCUGUUGGAGGAGAACCGCCGACUGAAACAGGAGCACCAGAGAAUACUCAGAGAGCUGGAGCAGCAGGUUCGGGAUAAGGAGAUUUUGGAGAGGGAGCUGUACUCACGUUUUGUCAUGGUACUGAACGAGAAGAAGGCCAAGAUCAGAGGCCUGAAGGAUGUUCUUCGCCAGCUCCAACAGAUCGAUGACCAGCGGAGAGAUGAGGAAGGGAGACGAGGUGGCAAUGACACAACUCAUGGUGAAGAUGACAGCCAGGACAGAAGAGAUGAAACAGUUCAGAGCAUCCAUCCAUCACAGGAGCCAACUAUCCUCAUCACAGGUCGCAAUCUGGUGUGCCAGGGCAUCUCUGUGGACCGGACUUUUUCUGAUGAUGAAGAUGAACAGCCGAGUUGGAAGCGGAGGUUGCUUCACACCCUAAGCCCAGACUCAUCUGAACAGGAAUAAAACCGCAGAUCCAUCAAGAACUCAUCAUGAACAGGAAUAAACCCCUAAACCUACGGCUUUCAUGAUGAACAGAUUUUCUUGAGCCAUAUCCAGUUAUGUGGGAAGCUGCUUUCAGCAACCCUCACCUCGAUACACACAACCAAAACAAUGACAACCGGGCAACAGUGUCCUGGAGGUGUCCCCAGAUUUGGUGCCAGAUUUUGUCCCAGAUAGUGAAAGCAAUUUUCAGAAAGCCAGAGCAUGUUACUGCCAUCUGGUUUGCUUUAACUGUGACAAUUACCUGCCACAGGCCUCAUGAGAGACUUGCUGCUUGUCUCUAGUUAGUAAAUCAAGAGACGAACAAGUAGUGACGCUAUCUUUUCCCAAACGGUCCAGACUGCGUGCUCGAUUCGAUGCUGCCGUCAAGACUUUGCCCAGAUGCGUUAGUGGCCCAUUGAUAGCAGUGACUUAACGCCCUCAAGUGCUUCCUCAGGAACUGAUGGCGUUGCUGCUAAUGACUUGGACAACAUGGUAGAGAAUCUGGACCAGGAGUAUGGAAGCAAUUUCUCUCAAGAGGUCGCCCUGAGCUUGAAUUUGGCCGCCGAGCCCCUUGGCCUUGGCUCUGUGUGAGAUCGGAGAAAGAGUAACAACUACUGAGGGACAACAGGCUACACCCAGAAAACAGGGUGUCACCAACAAGGCACCGAAGCUGCUUUGUUGCUGCUUAUUCAUCAUGUCCUGCUGAUGUUUUCCUCCCUCUUUUCAUUAUGAAAAUAAACUAUACGCCACCUCUUUCAUUUCCCUUUCCUAACAUAGCAUUUUGCGAACAAUAAUUUGACCUCCCCCAUUUUUCUCAUUUCCAUUUUGCCUUUUUAUCCUGUGGAUGUUCUGUGGCUCAAACUACCUGAGGGGUGUUUUGUAGAGGGUUAAUAGGGUUAUGUUGUCUCUCACCGUCUUCACCUCCUCACCUCUUCCUUUUACCUCUGCUACCAGCUUGAGGUCCUGAGGUCAUCACAGUGUGUCUUCACACUGACACUAAUGAACCUAUGGAGACCUGCUCAGGCCCUUUAUCUGACCAUUCUACCUUUGACUUCUGGACCUUCCUGCUGUCUUUUAUGGUUCUGAUGAUACCUAUAUGUCUGCUGAAGACCACGGGUAGCCGCCAAGAUAAUCCCAUAACACGUGCUUGCUGGUUUAGUAAUCCCCACAGGAAUGUCACACUCUCUCCUCUGCAUCCCAUCAAUAAGGCAUUGUAUAAAGGGCUGUGCAAUGGAGGGUGAGACAAAGUGUAAAAGAUAAGGAGACUAUACUGAAUAUUUCAGUCAUUCAGAAUAUUAUGAUAUCAUGCUUUGUUAUUAUUAAUUGUUUUUUUCUUAUUUUGAAUAGAACCUGGUGGUAAUUAAAUACAUUCUAAAUGUUUCUGUUUGUAUUUUUUUUAUACAUGAAGGAGAAGAUGUCAUAUUUUAAUAUGUGAAAUACUGUAAAUGUUAUUCAAAUGUGAUCUGGGUAAAUAUCUGUAAAAUGUGUUAAUUUCAA